Molecule: messenger RNA, 198 nt
Organism: Suillus clintonianus
Lineage: Eukaryota; Fungi; Basidiomycota; Agaricomycetes; Boletales; Suillaceae
Exons: 1
Source: RefSeq, a predicted model, not a curated record
ACCGAUACUUCGAAACCGUCUGCAUCAACACCCGGAUUUUCACGGUCUAAAAUACAGACAAAACCUGACAGAUACGCUGGACUAUUGCCGCCAAACUACAUGGACAUAUUACCAGUGGAUGUAAAGGCUGCGUUCGCUGCAGAGAAAUUCGAAUGGGGGAAGAUACCAGAGUGGAUACCGCCGAAGGAGGUGCGGUAG